CAGCUUUGGAUUUCGGAAAAUUACCUCGAUGGCAAUACUUCCUGUGGAUUUCUGAGCAGAUGUUCAUCAUGCUGUCUACGGUUGUUUGCUUUGCUCUUGUCCGCUUUGGGGAUGCGGAUUUCGUUAUCAUUGGAGGAGGUUCGGCGUGCUCAAAAGGGCGUAGUGCGAAGACCUCGUCUACUUUGAUUAAGGCUAGAAGAAAUCCAUCUUCACAGGCAUCCUGAGACCGUUUUCAAGGGGAGAAAGGUCCUCGGAUGCGUCUCAAGAUGGAUUUCUCUUAGUUCUAAUUUGAACAUCGCUCUACUCAUCCUGC
This is a messenger RNA of Amoebophrya sp. A25, 313 nucleotides long. The record is from the annotation of a GenBank genome assembly. Lineage: Eukaryota; Dinophyceae; Syndiniales; Amoebophryaceae.